Cylicostephanus goldi is the source of this 183-nucleotide messenger RNA. NCBI's taxonomy places the organism in Eukaryota, Metazoa, Nematoda, Chromadorea, Rhabditida, Strongylidae. The record is from the annotation of a GenBank genome assembly.
AUGUCUAACGCAUUUAUAAGAUUCAGCCGAUCCAAGAUUCCGCGCCUUUGGAAGCCAACCUUUCUUGUAGGUCCAAAGCAAAUUACGUGGACGAGAAUGAUUAAGGAUGAUUAUCUUCCGAUCUUUCAUGAUCAAUCAAGGCAUGCACACAUGCUUUCUAGGCAUGGAAUGGAAUUGUGUUGA